This is a messenger RNA of Prorocentrum cordatum, 678 nucleotides long. The record is from the annotation of a GenBank genome assembly. Lineage: Eukaryota; Dinophyceae; Prorocentrales; Prorocentraceae.
GACUACUUCGCCCGCGGCGGGGUGCAGGUGGCCGAGUCGGCCGGGGAGGUGCUGCAGCAGGCCGACGUGGUGCUGAAGGUCAACGCGCCGCUCUUGGACGAGGUCCAGGUGCUGCAGGGCACGCAGACCAUGGCCGCCUUCUGGAGCAUGUACGAUACGCAGGAGCUCACCGAAGCCUUGCAGCAGUCCGCGGCCUCGUUCGUGAACCUGGCACUCGUGCCGCGCAUCUCGCGGGCGCAGAAGCUCGACGCGCUGACCUCCAUGGCCAAUAUUGCGGGUUACCGUGCCGCGCUGGACGCGUUCAACCAGUUGCCGCGCUUCAGCAGGUCCUCCGUCACGGCCAGCGGCGCAGUGCCCCCCGCGCGCGUCUUCGUCAUCGGCGCCGGCGUGGCGGGCCUCAGCGCAAUCGCCACAGCGCACUCGCUGGGCGCGAAGGUGUAUGCCAACGACGUGCGCUCGGCAGUCAGCGACCAGGUGGAGAGCCUGGGCGCGGAGUUCUUGCCCAUCGAGGCGGAGGGCAUCUCCGGCGAAGGCGUCGGCGGCUACGCCACCGAGAUGGGGGCCGCCUUCAAGCAGGCCCAGCUGGCCACCUACGCCCGCAUCAUCCCCGACAUGGACAUCGUUAUCACCACCGCCAUGAUCCCGAACAGGGCCUCGCCGAUGCUCAUCCCCGCGGAG